CCAUGUCGCAUUGAACCGGUCUGAAUUCUUGAUAGAUUUCCCACUCUUAAUAAACUUUACAAUAUAAAGAUCUGUUCAAAUAAAUGACCGGUGGGUCAACACAAGUUUACAUAAUAUUCAAACUCUUGGACUGACAUAUUCAAUGCAUAUAAUAUACAUGUAAACCAAGUUGUAAUUUUAAUCCAUAGAAGAAGACAUUAUUGCAAUGGACUAAUUCAACUAAAUCAAGCCAAACGUGUCAAGAUCCUGCACAAAAGAUCUGCUUCUCUCUCAAACCCUGAGCACAAUAGACAACAUACCAUUGUGGUGGAACGUUUUCAAGAAUUUGAGUGAAAGUUUAAAAGUCUCUCGUCUGCACUAAAUUUUCAAUAGGUGGCUGAGCUAGCACAGCUUGAAUGGAGGAGUAUUUACACAACCUGGAGAAAAAUCUUGAGGCUUUGGAGAUGAAGGUGGAAGCCCUCAAAGCAAUGAUAAAUGAAUUGUUGAAAAGGUUGUCCAAAGAAGAGGACAGAAUGCUACCUAAAGUUAUAAAUUGGAUUUCAAUUGCACAAGAGAUUGUAUCCAAGGCCAGUGGUCUCCUUGAUAAGAGUAUCUCAGAACGUUAUAAGUUAUCCAAGUAUGAUGAUCUUUCCAAGAUUUCUGAAUCGACUCAUCAUUACAGCGAAGAUGUGCGCCUCACGUUGGAAGCAGUUGAAACUCACAAAUCUAUGGGAGUUUUUAGAGUAUUGGUUGAUAGCACUCAUCAGCUUCAUGUAUGUGAAACUUAGAACUAAGACAGUCCAAAGCUUUUUUACUUGUUUUGUGAUCAACAUUAUUUCUCAAGUUCUAAGCUAAUGUAUUCGAUCAAAGCGGAAUAAAAAUUCAAAGACUCUCCUA
Messenger RNA from Arabidopsis lyrata subsp. lyrata, 876 nucleotides. RefSeq names its product probable disease resistance protein At5g47260. The coding region runs from base 396 to 767 and encodes 123 amino acids. The transcript is spliced from 2 exons. The record is from RefSeq and is a predicted model, not a curated record. NCBI's taxonomy places the organism in Eukaryota, Viridiplantae, Streptophyta, Magnoliopsida, Brassicales, Brassicaceae.